GGCAGGACCGGACGGUGCCAAGUGGACAAAACUAAGGCUGGAGGAAAUGGACUAAGAGAGGGUGUGGUCCAGGGCCCCGCCCCUGCCCCUUGAUGCCAGGGGCCCGGCUGCCUGGGUCAGGACAUCCAAGAGGGGAGGAGCCAUUGUCCUUAGAUGUCAAUAAGUGGGCAAAGCCGAUCAAUUCCUGGUUGGUAGAGGCAGUGUCUCAAAACGGAAGGCUCCAUGGAGGAAACAGUUAGAGUUCAGCAAGCAUUUGGAAAUACAUUGUUGGGAGCUUUUUUGAGUUGGGCUGUGGGCACUUCAAGAGGAAGCAAGAGACGGCUGUGAGUCAUUCCCAGAGCAGCAGGGAGACGGUUGGUUCUCAGGUAACGUCGGGAGCACUUGGUGAGAGAGAGCUAGGACUAAAGAGAAUUCAGGUAACCCUGUUCAGGCAUCAGGGGACCAGAAAGGGCCCUGAGACCGCCCGGGGUUGCAACAUGGUGGCGGCACUGGUGCGGAUGCAGUGGUAGGUCCUGUCCUGGAAAAAUGUAUCUCAGGUCAGGAUAAGGGGUGUGAGGAGCAGGGAAGGACUCUGAGUUUUGUGCUCCAGCUGCAGAGGGGAUUCAGGGCUCUGCAGAGUCUAAGCCGGAGGUGAAAGCCUGGACUCCGAAAGUAGUGAGGCUGACAUAGAAGUAUUCAGCAGACAGACCGGAAAAGGACUGGACUGCAAGCCAGGCACCCCCCACAAUGGGCAACGCGCAGGAGAGACCGUCAGAGACUAUCGACCGGGAGCGGAAACGCCUGGUAGAGACGCUGCAGGCAGACUCUGGGCUGCUGCUGGAUGCGCUGCUGGCACGGGGCGUGCUCACCGGACCCGAGUAUGAGGCGUUGGAUGCGCUGCCGGAUGCCGAGCGCAGGGUGCGCCGCUUGCUGCUGGUGGUGCAGAGCAAGGGCGAGGCCGCCUGCCAGGAACUGCUGCACUGCGCCCAGCGCACUGCACGCGCACCUGACCCUGCCUGGGACUGGCAGCACGUGGGCACUGGAUACCGGGAACGCAGCUACGACCCUCCGUGCCCAGGCCACUGGACACCUGAGGCAGCCGGCUCGGGGACCCCAUGUCCUGGGCUGCCCAGAGCUUCACAUUGCGAUGAGGCCGGGGGUCCAGAGAGCUCCGAGGCAGUGCAAUCCGGAACCCCGGAGGAGCCCCAGACAGAGCUAGAAACUGAGGCUUCUGAAGGGGCAGAGCCGGAGAUGGAAGGGCAAAUGGAUCCGGAACCAGAGGCAGAACCAGAGCCUGAGCCCGAACCAGAGCUGGACCCGGAUCCUGAACCCGAGCCUGAGCCGGAGCCAGACUACGAGGGAGGAGAUGAAUCUGAAGAUUCCUGAAGGCCAGAGUGCUGACAGGCCACUCCCCAUGAAAGCCGAACAGGACCCAGGACCCUGCCAGGGUGGAGUUGGAUCGCCACCAAGGCUCCGCCUGGCCCGGUAUUCACUGGAAGGGAAUAAACUCUGGAGGGUCGGUCUGGGCUCUCUGGGAUUCUGGCCCAGAAAUAAAGGUGACCUGGGCAGUCCUGUGCCCCAUCA
Molecule: messenger RNA, 1563 nt
Organism: Artibeus jamaicensis (Jamaican fruit-eating bat)
Lineage: Eukaryota; Metazoa; Chordata; Mammalia; Chiroptera; Phyllostomidae
Gene: NOL3
Product: nucleolar protein 3
Exons: 4
Coding region: 727-1365 (212 amino acids)
Biological process (GO): negative regulation of extrinsic apoptotic signaling pathway; negative regulation of release of cytochrome c from mitochondria; negative regulation of intrinsic apoptotic signaling pathway
Cellular component (GO): mitochondrion
Molecular function (GO): cysteine-type endopeptidase inhibitor activity involved in apoptotic process; caspase binding; death receptor binding
Source: RefSeq, a predicted model, not a curated record